AUGAGAUCUUCAACGACUUCUACUACAACUGCAACUACUACAAAUUCUUCAUCAGUAAGUCCUAAUACUUCAAAUACUACCCAUACUAAUUUCUCACUUCAAACUCCUAUUCAUGAUUUAUAUCCAGAUCUACCUUCACAUUAUAAAUUAAUAUCUGUUCUUGGUGAUGGAGCAUUUUCAACUGUUUAUAAAGCUAUUGAUUCUUCAGUACCUAAAUCUCAUCCUAAUAGAGUAGUAGCUAUAAAAGUAAUUGAAAAGGUUAAUUUAACUUCAAAACAAUUUACUAAUAUCCAAAAUGAAGUUAAAAUUAUGAAUAAAUUAUCUCAAAAUCCUCAUUCAAAUCAAUCUCAUCCUAAUAUUCUUAAUUUAUUAUAUGCUUAUUCAACUCCAAUGCAUUGUUUCCUUGUUCUUGAAUAUUGUAAUGGUGGAGAAAUCUUUAAUAAGAUUAUUGAAUAUACUUAUUUUUCAGAAGAAUUAUCUCGUCAUGUAUUUAAACAAUUAUUAUCGGCUAUAGAAUACCUUCAUGAUAAUGGUGUAGUCCAUCGAGAUAUAAAACCGGAAAAUCUUCUUUAUUUAAAAAUCCCUCAUUUCCCUCGUGAUAAAUCUAUAUUUAAAUCUCGUCUUCGAAAAUCAGAUGAUGAUUCUAAAAAGGAUGAAGGUGAAUUUAAAAUUAAUGUUGGAGGUGGAUCUGUUGGAUUAAUUAAAUUGGCAGAUUUUGGUCUUGCUAAACAAUUAAAACCUGAAGAUGAUCCUUUUCAUCAACCAUUAAAUACCCCCUGUGGAACAGCGGGUUAUACAGCUCCGGAAGUUAUUACUUGUGGUUCAUCUUCAAAUCCUUCAUCAUCAUCAUCAACUUCACGUCGUUUUAAUUCAUUCUUAAAGACAAAAAAGAAAAAUUCGUAUAAUAAAGCAGUAGAUAUUUGGUCACUUGGAUGUUUCCUUUAUACAAUUUUAUGUGGAUUUCCUCCAUUUUAUGAUGAUGAUGCAAAUCAAUUAACUUUAAAAAUUCUUAAUGCUGAUUAUACUUUUCUUCAACCAUGGUGGGAUGAAAUCUCAGAUUCAGCUAAGGAUCUUAUUUCAAAGAUGUUAGUAAUUGAUCCUUCAACAAGAAUUACUAUAGAUGAGAUUUGGAAACAUCCUUGGAUUCAAGCUGAUCAACCACCAGUUGCCGAAAGUUUAGAUCCUUCAUUAUCAUUAUCUUCUACUUCAUAUUUCAAUAAUAAAUAUGAAGUAUUUGGUGAUGAAUAUACUUCAAUUUCAAGAAGUGCAUCAUUAUCUGUUGCACCAUCAGUAACUGCCCCUGCAUCAAUCUUAGGUGGUUCACAUCAACCAUUAUUAUCUCCUCGAGCUCAAGCAAUUAAAAAAGUAUUUGAUAAUCCUGCUAUGAAUGCGGCUGCCACAGCCAAUGUUCAAUUUAUUGAAAGAAUACAGGAACAUCAUUAUACAGAUGAUGAAGAGGAAAAUGAUGGAUUUGAAAGUGAAAGUAGUGGAGAAGCUAUGACUAGAAUGCAUAAAAAGUAUCCCAAGAGUCCAUUACCUAAUCAGUUGAACUUUAAAAAUGUUUUCAGAAUUGAUAAGAGUAAGUUGCUCAACGAUGAUUUUGACAGUGAGGAAGAUGACAAUGAAGAUGAAGAUGAAGAUGAAGAAGAUGAUGACGAUGAGAAUGAAGAAGAUGAUGAAGUUUCAAGCUUAUCACAUCAAUUUUCAUUCAAGAGGAAUUCUUCUAAGCCAUCAAGAUCUUCAUCUACCAAUUCAAAUUCCAACUUUAUAUAUGAUCUUGAUCUGGCCAAUUCUUCAGAAACUGAUCUCACCAAUGGAGGUGAAGGAGAAUAUCAAACUCGAUCAUCUUCAAUAAUAUCUGGAAUUAAUGGAGAAUUCAAAUUCACUUUAAAUCUUAAUGAUUCAAACUUACUAUCGAGAAGACGUUCAUCGACAGUUUCUAGAAGUUUGAAGAAAAAUGGUUCAUCAGCAAAUUCUCCACCACCGCAACCAGUAUCUCCACCACUUAAUAGUAACAAUUCAAAUACAACCAUUACAUUAUCUGGUUGA
Scheffersomyces amazonensis is the source of this 2049-nucleotide messenger RNA. RefSeq lists its product as uncharacterized. The coding region runs from base 1 to 2049 and encodes 682 amino acids. The record is from RefSeq and is a predicted model, not a curated record. The transcript has 2 exons. Gene Ontology annotation, molecular function: calcium/calmodulin-dependent protein kinase activity; ATP binding. Gene Ontology annotation, biological process: protein phosphorylation; cellular response to oxidative stress. NCBI's taxonomy places the organism in Eukaryota, Fungi, Ascomycota, Pichiomycetes, Serinales, Debaryomycetaceae.